Didymodactylos carnosus is the source of this 426-nucleotide messenger RNA. Lineage: Eukaryota; Metazoa; Rotifera; Eurotatoria; Philodinida; Philodinidae. The record is from the annotation of a GenBank genome assembly.
AUGGUAGCGAGAAACGAGACAGUAAAUAGAAGUUCGUCGACGUCGUCGGCAGCUGCUGAAGCUGUAACUGGUGGUGGAGAAGCGAAGGAGGAGACAGGCACUGAUGACAUGGAUGAAGGUGAAGAUGGCAUGAUAUCUGGCACCGGCAUGGGUGAAAGGGGAAGUGGUUCGAUUCCGUCAAUAUGUAUAGCAUGGAAGUCAAGGAUGGGCGCUGCAUCGGCAAGCGCGGCACAAAAAACUUCAUAUGGAUCAUGCUCACAAAAUCUGUCGGACAGACCGGCGAGGGAAUCGACACAGUCAUCGGAAGUAGACACAAGGGGUUUAUCGGUCGGCAAAGAGGAAACUGGAGCUAGUUGGACUAUUUCAGCUUCCGUUGAGGGAAGCUUUGAACAUCGUGCAAAAGCUCAACUUUUACGGGAAGAAUGA